AUAAUCAGAAAUGUGGCGUGUAAGUUUGCACAGGUAGGCUGGGUGUAUAGGGACUUAGAGAUGGUUCUCUGUGAAGAUCUGUCCCCAGCUGCUGCACACCUCCUUUCAAGAAUGACUGCUGUGCUGACUUGGUUUCCCCAUCCAGCUCUCACCUGGACUGUGGCCCUUCAGGAGUGGCUGGCCUCAAGUGUCCCAAGUCUUGCUGUGUUUCACCCAGAUCGCCUGAACUCCUAUCAAAGAGGAAGAAUACUCUAUCAGUGGCCUGAUCCAGAGGCUGGGCAUCCCCAAGGUUCAGUGUAGCAAUGAGUUCUGCACAGGACUGCUAGGGGGUGCAAGGUUCACUUCGCUGAGGGGAGGCUUUAGCUCAGGCCAAGUUUGUGGCCUCUCAGCUUCACGAAGUCCGCUGGUCGAAGCCCUUGUGGUGCCCACGCAGACCUCCGCUCUGGCUAGGGUCUCUCCCAACGCUGGCCCCAGGCACUUGUGCUGUCCAAGCACUGCAAGUGACCAAGAAAAGCCACAAACCCAAUCCUGGAACCACCUGCGACGGAGUAAACCCUACUCAGCCAAUCAAGGGAAAGGGUUCCCGGAAGUCCCGCCCUUGUUUCUGAGUGACAGCUGGUGAAUAGGCUGCGUUCCCAGCGGACAGGGUUCAGAGACGCGCGAGCGCAGCUGAUUCUCUUGGUCCAGGGCCUCCCCGACUGGGAUCCCGUUGCGCAUGCUCACCGCCCUCUGCCCGGACGUGCACCUGCUUAGAGAGUCCUCCGUUCGAUCCGGUACCCCAUCUGAGCAUCGUGCACCCAGCCAUGACAGCCCAUUCCUUUGCCCUUCCUGUCAUCAUCUUCACCACAUUCUGGGGCCUCAUCGGCAUCGCUGGGCCCUGGUUCGUGCCCAAAGGACCCAACCGCGGGGUGAUCAUCACCAUGCUGGUAGCUACUGCUGUCUGCUGUUACCUCUUCUGGCUCAUCGCCAUCUUGGCUCAGCUGAACCCCCUAUUUGGGCCACAGCUGAAGAAUGAGACCAUCUGGUACGUGCGCUUCCUGUGGGAGUGACCACUGGGAGUGACCGGCUGGCUUCUGGCCCCAGAUGCCCUGCUGUGAAAGAUGACCCAGCCUUGAUGUCCCUGGAGACCCUGCAUUCCCACUGGCCCCACCCAUCAGUAUGACGUUCUGUGCUCUCCGUGCCAGCGUGCUGUGGGAUCCCCAGAGCCAACCUGGUUUCAGUUUCCCCUGUGUUCCCAGCCAUUAGGGGGCCUCCAUUUUGGGAAAACCCUGUGCUCAGUCAGGACACAGUGGGGGCUAACCUGAGCUCAAAUCCCCACACUUGGCACUUCUCUCUCUUCCAAGCAGAUCCUGGCUGAGAAGCUGGACCUGCUGGGAUCUGUUUUCAUCCAGGGAGCAGAAGGCAGGACUCAGCCUGGUCCCAGAAAGGACCCAAGUCUUUGUGGAGAAGGGACAUGUGGCCCAGAACACUCCAAGCUUUUCAACUCUUGCCUCCACUGUGUUGAUAUAUUGGGUCAGGGUCACAGGCCUCCUCCAGCCCUGAAGCGGAUUACCCAUUUAGUUUCUUGCACUUCUAGAUGUGACAUUCCAGAGAUGCUGGUGACCUAAAGAAGCAGUCACACCAAAACCCUGGCACAGUCAGGAUUGAAGCCUCCGUGUUUAGCCCUCAGUAGCAGGGAAGUCACUUAGCAUGGGAGGGAGGUGGUGCGUCUUUGAAAUGUUCUAGUCAGUUUCCUCUCCCUCUGUAGAUGAGCUCACUCACUCCCUAGUACUUGUACACUUGGGGUACAACCAUUUUUGCCACUCUUCAUUGGGUCCCAAUACCCUUGAAGAGAUCUGGAGUUGAGGUUGGGGGACAGACAAAGGUGAUGUUUAUGGGGUGCUAUGCCUCCCUGGCUUCUGAGACCCUCUGUCCCUAAGCUCAUAUGGCUCUGUGCCAGGCUCAGUGAGACAGAAAAUGUAAACCAUGGGGGAUCAUCCCAGGGGACUCCAGAGAGGGCAAGUAGGGCAUUCUUGUCUGAGUCGCCAGGGCUACCUAAGGCACAAUCCAUGUUUUCUAGUCCGAGGCUGUCUGAGUUCCCAGGGGAAGGAAAGCCAGCCUUGAUUAUCUAUUGACUAUUUGUUUGGUCUUCCUCCCCCUGUAGGGGUCGUUUGGGGAGUGGCAGAAUACACUCAAGCUCAGAUUCCUGGGCAUUAGGUGUGCUGGUUGCUCAGAUCUUCGGUUGGGACCUCUGUGGGCAACCCAUCCCUUCCUCCCCUGACUCCUGAAGCCUUUCUGUGGGGUGGGGCAUGGUGAGCAUGAUGUGUUGAAAAGCUGAUUCCUGUCUAAUAAAUCAUGGUGAUGCAAGAUUGAUUUUGCAGCCAAA
Molecule: messenger RNA, 2365 nt
Organism: Rattus rattus (black rat)
Lineage: Eukaryota; Metazoa; Chordata; Mammalia; Rodentia; Muridae
Gene: Atp6v0e2
Product: ATPase H+ transporting V0 subunit e2
Exons: 4
Coding region: 804-1049 (81 amino acids)
Biological process (GO): proton transmembrane transport
Cellular component (GO): proton-transporting V-type ATPase, V0 domain
Molecular function (GO): proton-transporting ATPase activity, rotational mechanism
Source: RefSeq, a predicted model, not a curated record